Messenger RNA from Mycotypha africana, 992 nucleotides. RefSeq lists its product as uncharacterized. The transcript has 5 exons. Bases 99 to 800 code for a protein of 233 amino acids. NCBI's taxonomy places the organism in Eukaryota, Fungi, Mucoromycota, Mucoromycetes, Mucorales, Mycotyphaceae. The record is from RefSeq and is a predicted model, not a curated record.
UGGGUGUUCUUUCUUCUUCGUUUUAACUUCGUUUGAGAAGUAUAAACCCCUCUUGUCCUUACCACUUUUGUACUUUUUAACUCUAUACUUUUUGCUCAAUGGACUUCAUACAAGGCAUCGGAAAUAAACGUGGUAACAGACGCUCAGGGAGCAACAGACGCUCCUACAACAAUCGAAGGUCUUCCAUAUCCUCCGUCAGUGGACCACCUCUACUUAGUAGUAUCAACUUGAAUAAGAAUUUUCUAAAGAAACAGAAGCCAUUGCAAACAGCAGCGAACAGCAGCAAUACUGAGCACUCCAAAAGCCGAACUACUACUGUUUUAAAUAAUAAAAAAAGCAGCAGUAGUAUUAAAGAGAUGAUUUUUACACAACGUAAAAAGCUGAAACCAGAAAAAUUAAGGAUCGACACAAGUUUCGCAGCACCGACAGAUCCAAAUAAAACCAAUGGUGGAGAUAUAUACGCAGAAGUAGCGAAACAUCUGAAUGUUGAUAUCAAGAAAUUGGCUGCUAGCAUUUCUAUGGAGCGCAAUACUAUUUCAGCCUCGAAAACUGCUUCAUCCAAAAGAUUAAAUGAUACAACUACCAUAAACACCAAGAAGUCAGCUCCUGGAAACUACACCAAAAUCCUUUACAAGCAGAAACAAAAAGGCAUCACGUACAAACUCAUGAUUGAAAUAUCGUAUUAUAUCAAAACUUCUGAAAGCUGGCUAGAAAGGUUUAUUACUGAUGGAGAGAUGCAAGUUAUUGCAAACGAGUUGAACAAGAUUUAUCAUAAACAAGAAAAGAUGCCUAUAAGCUAGAAUUAGAGAUUCUUAAAUGCCUAAAUACUCUGAUGAACAAGCAGUCGGGACUGCGGGAAGCAUUUCAGCAUCCAGACAUAAUAUAUAAUAUUUGUCUGUCAUUGGUUUCACCUUAUAUACCUUCACGAACACAGGCUUGUGAAUCUCUGACUGCCUUCUGUUUCUUGCCUCACGGACGUGACAUGGUUCUAC